Suillus plorans is the source of this 498-nucleotide messenger RNA. Its product is annotated as GroEL-like apical domain-containing protein. Gene Ontology annotation, biological process: protein import into mitochondrial intermembrane space; mitochondrial unfolded protein response; protein refolding. Gene Ontology annotation, molecular function: protein-folding chaperone binding; ATP-dependent protein folding chaperone. NCBI's taxonomy places the organism in Eukaryota, Fungi, Basidiomycota, Agaricomycetes, Boletales, Suillaceae. The coding region runs from base 1 to 498 and encodes 165 amino acids. The transcript has 2 exons. The record is from RefSeq and is a predicted model, not a curated record. Gene Ontology annotation, cellular component: mitochondrial matrix; mitochondrial inner membrane.
AUGGACCUCCAUUGCAGUGCUCAAGCAGCCAUUCAAAAAGUGGUUCAGUUCUUGGAGGCCAAUACCAAAACUAUUACCACCACCACUGAGAUUGCACAGGUCGCCACCAUCUCUGCUAACGGUGACGAGCACAUCGGUGGGUUGAUUGUGCAAGUGAUGGAGAGAGUUGGAAAGGAGGGUGUCAUCACCAUAAAAGAGGGUCGGACAACCGAGGACGAGAUUGAAGUGACAGAGGGCAUGCACAUUGACCGUGGUUAUAUCUCCCCAUACUUCAUCACCGACGACAUCCUCCCAUCUCUCGAAACUGCUGCCUCUGCUCUCAGACCACUGGUCAUCAUUGCAGAGGAUUUAGAUGGCGAAGCCCUCACAGCUUGCAUCCUAAACAAGCUCCAUGGCCAGCUCCAGGUUGUAGCUGUCAAAGCACCCGGCUUCGGUGACAACUGCAAGAGCAUCCUUGGCGACCUUGCCAUCCUCACCACACACCUUUCAGUCAUAUGA